Gadus chalcogrammus (walleye pollock) is the source of this 5072-nucleotide messenger RNA. RefSeq names its product serine/threonine kinase 11 interacting protein (gene stk11ip). The record is from RefSeq and is a predicted model, not a curated record. Gene Ontology annotation, cellular component: cytoplasm. The transcript has 27 exons. Gene Ontology annotation, biological process: intracellular protein localization. Gene Ontology annotation, molecular function: protein binding. Lineage: Eukaryota; Metazoa; Chordata; Actinopteri; Gadiformes; Gadidae. The coding region runs from base 123 to 3623 and encodes 1166 amino acids.
CGUCACGUGACAUAAAAUGUCAACAUCAUCUCUCGCUGCUUGCCUUUCAGAUCUCAGACAUUUAGGUUUAUUUUGGGAAUGUUCCGCUAAUAAACAGUGCUGUUAGAUUGUCCUGUUAAAGGAUGGCUGUCGCACACACGGGCAAGUCCUCCCUUGUCCACAGCCUGGCCGCACUGCUCCGAAACGAUGGGGGCGAGGUGCUGAGCGGCAGCAGCACCCUGACCCUUCAGGCGUCCACGCUGGCCCAGCUGACGCUGCUGUUCGAGCAGUACCUGCUCUCCCGGCCCGGCGCCCAACACGGCUUCCUGGCGCUGGCCUCCCACCCCGCCGACACACACUCCCUGCUGGAGCUGCAGUUCCUGUUUGACGUGCUGCAGAAGACUAUCUCACUGAAGCUGAUAGAGGUGCCCGGGUCGAGGACUCAGUCUGCAGUGAAGAUCUUCCCUUUCAAGUCCCUCAAGAUCCUGGAGUUGAAGCGUAUCCCUCCUCACCGUCUGGAGGGACUGAGAGGAGUGUACUCCCAGCUGGAGGUCUUCAAGUGCUCCAGAAGCCUCACCUCCCUGGAGGAGCUGCUGUCACUGUGUGGAGGUGACCUGAGUUCGGCACUCCCCUGGCUAGACCUCCACACUCUAAACUUCAGCUACAACUCUAUUCCUUGCCUGGAUGCCUCGCUGAGUCUGCUGAAUGUGCUGACGUCUAUGGAUCUGAGUCACAACAAGAUCCAGGACUGUGCUGAGUUCCUCAAGCCUCUCGGUGAGUUGAAGUAUUUGAACCUGGGCUACAACAACCUGCAGAGGGCGCCAUCGCUUGCCCCUAGCGCCCAGGCCAAGCUGCACACACUCAUCCUCCGCAACAACGAGCUGGAGACCAUCAACGGUGUAGAACAGUUGUCGUCGCUGCAACACGUGGACCUUGCCUACAACCUGCUGCUAGAACAUUCUCAGCUCGCUCCUCUGGCACUGCUGCAUGUUCUCUCCACGCUCAUCCUGGAUGGGAACCCUCUGUUCUUCCAGAGGAACCACCGCAUUGCAACCGUCCGUCACCUCUCACCCCGGGCGGCCCACCUCAGGCUCAAGCUGGACGGCUGCACGUUGACCUCAUCAGAGCUGUCCGUCCUGCCCAAACCGGGGCAGCUCAUUGGCCAUUCCCAGGCCCCGCCCCCGGUUGCCAGGGAAACGGAGCGUGGUGCAGAGGAAGGGUCCAGCGGCGCGGGGGAGCUGAGCGACAGUAUGUCCGUGGGCGAGGUGGCGGUGACGCGGGUCCGCAGGAAGAAGGCCAGGGCCAAGGUGAAGGUGAGGAGGGCCAGCAUCUCUGAACUCAGUGACACAGAUCACCAGCCCAGACCACGGACCUCCUCUCAAGACAUCGUGCUCCCCCACCAGAAGGACAUAGAGCGGAUGGACAGCUUCCGGGAGCAGCUGGGGGAGGACUGGCUGCGCUACCAGCAUCACCUCGAGGUGGCACCACCUACCAACUCCACUCCCCUCACCGCCAGCAGCAAUGGCUUAGACCUCCCCCCAGACCGGGCACCAGAGCUCCCGGAGGUCCUGGAGGUCCCACCCCCGCCAGCCCCCUGCUCCCAGCCCAGGGAGGGGGCCUGGGCUGGGGGAGUGGAGCAGGAGACUGAGGAGUCCACCCUACGGUGGAGCUGUCAGAGCCCAGGAGAGACCCAGUCCACCCUGGAGGGAGAGGACGGGUCCGCGCCCAUGAAGAAGAGCGGGGACACCAGAGAAGAAGAGGAGGAGGAGGACCUGGGAGUGGACCUGUGUCCCCCGCUGCUGGUGGGAGUGCUGUCCAGCGGUGAUGAGCAGCAGGAGGAAGAGGAGGAGGAGGAGAGCAGUAGGAGCAGGAGCCAGGGGAAGGAGGUGUUCCUGAGGGUGAAGCAGUCCCUCAUGGUGGAGGUCGAGGUGCAGCGGGGCAUGGAAAUCCGUCGGCUCGACCUGGACUCCCUGAGCAGAGUGGAGCUCACACAGAACUCCUGGAGGAGGGAGGGUCAGGUAGAGUCUCUUCCUGGUGUGAUUCUUCACUUCAGUGUGAUCGGCCGAGAGAGGAGGCGGAGCUACGUCCUAUUGGACGACAACCCACAGCACGCUCUACAGAUGCUGUCUGACAUGCUGUGCGGCGUGGCGGAGCUGAACCGUCAGCGUGAUGUGGUCAUGGCGGUGGGCCGUCCGAGUGGCGCCCGGCGGCUGCAGUGUCUCCGCUGCUGUUCAGAGUUCACCCUGCAGGGGGCCGUGGCCGGGGCCCUGAGGGAGAGGCCAGAUGAGGAGGAGGGCAGUGAAAACAGCACGGCAGUUGAUCUGGCCGUCCAAUCAGCUCUCUCCAGCAGCACACCAAUGAAACACGCCAGAGACCGGGAGAGCCCUGCCCAUGUCAACUCGUCUCUAAAUUCCUUCUCCGACGAUUUGUUGUCCCGUGACACAAACCCCAGCAGCAGUCCAAUACCAGAGUACACCCUCAACGCCACCGCCGUCUCCACCUCCUUCAGCGCCUCUCAAGACCCCUCAUCCCUGUUCGUCACGGCUCAGGAGAGCUCCCUCCAGGCCGGGCAGGACCAGGUGGAUUCCUGGGCCGAGACCCACGGCAAAGAAGAGCUAGCAGGGAGCUACUGCUACGCUAGCACUGGGAUUAGCAUGGCGGCUAGCGGCGAUGAACUGAGUGGAGCAGAGCAGCCUGAUAGGUUGAGCCCCAACGGUGACCUGGAUGUGCUGGCGGAGGACUACGACGCCGUGGACCACAGACUGCAGCUCUUUCUCGACAUGGAGGUGUUUGAGGAGGAGGAGGAGGAGCUGCAUUCCUUCAUCAAGAUGUCCACGGUUAGAUUUGGCCAACUGGGGGAGUCUCCCUCUCUUCUGGUCGUGUCCAAUCAGAGGCUCUACUUCCUGGAGAUGUCAUCUUCCACCCACAACGGCCAGCUGUCCGAUCGGCUGCAGAAGAGGGACAGCCAUCCAAUCACGGAGCUGAGCUACCUGGAGGUGGGCCUGUGCUCCCAGACCAUCCACAUGGAGUUUGAGGAAGGGGGCGGUGCUUACACCCUGCUGGUGCGGGACGACGCCCGCUGCAAACGCUUCUUCGGCCGCCUGACCGGUGUAGUACGUGAGUUGGCUCCGAAGUCCAGCAGCAAACUGAAGUCUAUCUCCAACUCCCGCCUCCACCCCCAGCACCACCUCUGGCCUCUGGUGUGUGAAGACGAAACCGAAGCAGAAGACGGUCAUCUUCACUUCUUCUAUCUGCUAGCGUUCCUAUUCCAAGACAACAGCUGGACUCCACUGACUGUACUGGUUACCAAGGAGACGCUUUACUUGCUUGACGAAAACCACCAAUGGUGUAAGAGCCCGGCGACCCUCGAAGCCAAUGACAGCGUGGAACCAUCGAGUGGGGCGGCGAUCGUCCUGGAGAGCCAGCCAAUCAGCUGCGUGAGCUCGGCAAAACUCUGGCCCUCUGACGCAUGCAGGAUGGACAUUCAGCUGUACGACGAGACGCUGAAGGAGGAGAGGACCUGGAGCCUGCGCUCCGAGACCCCCCAGCUCACCGCCCAUCUGCUCACCUGCGUCCGCAACCAAUGGGAAACCAUGUUCGGAGUCGCACUCGCAACCACCCUGCACGACCCCGCCACCUCCUGAGUUGGCCUGUGUGUGUGUGUUAGUGUGUGUUAGUGUGUGGAUGUGUGUUAGUUUUGAGUGUGUGUGUGUGUGUGUGUGUUUUGCUGCUGUUGUAUUCGCUACGCAAUGUGACGUAAUCAUAUUAAAACAUUUUAAAGCUUGGUUUAAAGCUGUGCCUUUGAAACACGUUAACCUUCUCUGGCUGACGGGGGGUCUGAGUGUGGGUGGGAGGGCGUGCGUGUCAAUGCGUAUGUGUGUGCGCGCGUGCGAGUAGAGUUAGGCACACAUGCAUGCCUAACUAAGCCAUGCCGUCUCCCUCGUCAAAAGGUCACCCGCGGUCACGGUGACCAUGAAGGUGACCUUGGGCGUAACCUCGGCACCCAUGCAGGAUCACGUGAAAAAAAAGGUUUCCUCAAAGUGAGAGCAGCUCUGUAGCGAGUGAGCGGUUAUUGGUGCGAGCGAGUGGGUGUGUUGUUGUGUUGGGCGUGGCGGUCGCAACAGCGUAAUUCCGUUGAGGAUGAUGAGGUCCGUCGCCUUCAGUAACCGUAAUUUAUUUGGAUCAAAUUGUUUUUGAAAUUUCUAACAAAAGUAUAUUUUUCUAUACGAGAACAAUGUGUGAUGAAUAAAAUGAAAUGUUAUCGUUGUGAACAGCGUUUCACUUUGUAUACUUUAUAUGGGUGGUUUGUUUAUAGACAAAAGAGAAACAUAAAGCUAUGGACGGGACUAAAGUCAAUGAGAACAGCCUAUAGUGAACUCUUGAAUAUUUACUUAACUGAUUGGGACAAAACAAGUCAAGUGUUUUGAAUCAACAAGUUGGGGGUUUUAGAUUAACAUGUUAAGUUUAUGUGGCAUGGGAAUGGCAAGUAUGUGGCCCCCUGCUAGAGAUGCUGCCCCCGACCUGACCUUGGAUGAGUGGUUUGAAGAUGGGGAUGAGGAAGGCAAGUUUAUAAUAUUUCUGUCAAUCCCAAACCCCACCUCCCACUCCAUGCCUUGUAGACUCCCUCACCACUGAAUGCCUUCCUGUAUUAAAAAGGUUUUUCUUAUAAACGUCUAGCUACAUUUUGUGUAAUAAUCUAAUCCCUAUUACAGACGACGGUCUCUGUAAAGCAAAUUUUAACAUCUAAGUUGCAAUGUAUGCAGGGGUUCUUUGAACGCAAAAUUGAAGACACCAUCAAGGCAUAUAAUAAUAAUAUUAAUACAUUUUAUUUAGAGGCGCCUUUCAAGGCACCCAAGGUCAAUAUAAUAUAAGCACGUUAUAUAAUCAUAAGAAAGUGGCAAACUACAGCUUGUAUAAUAUUACGGAUAAAUUGCCACGCCCAAUAUUCACACUAUGAGGUACUUCAAAGUAAAAGCCCCGCCUUCUCUGGGCGCUAAUUGAGAUUCCAGAUGUUAGUGAUGCUGAACAGUAGCCCACUAGCUGCUCUCUGGUUUCACACUGCUGGGCCUCCUUGGAAGGGGGUGGGGGGAGAA